CUCCGGUCGCGCAGUGGGAAGACCCGGAGCGGAGCCCGAGCGGGUUGCGGCGUAGUCGUGGUCGCCAUCAUGUUCCGGUACCGCGUGGCUACCCGGCUGGUGCGGGCAUUCGGCCCAAGGUCGCGGGAUCGUGCGGGGGCAGGCAACUUGUGUCAGCGAUGGAAAGUUCCCUUAGAAGUUCAGCUCAGCAGACACAUGACUACUUCUAGCUCUGGUGUUCCGGGGGGCACAGGCGAAAAUGCCAUCUAUGCCCUCUUUUUGGGCUUGUCCACCUUAGGAGCAGGGGUCUAUGUGUACAAGACCCUGAGAGAGGAUAAAGAGCGACAGAGCAGGCGCGUGGGUCAGCACCCACAGCAGGAGGCAAAGCCCCCGUCAGAAGCAGAUGCCGCCUCCCAGAGCUCAGCAGCCCUGGAAGCUGAGGCAACUGUUCUCCCCGAAUUCCCAUCACACGUCCCUUUCCUACUCAUCGGUGGAGGCACCGCUGCUUUUGCUGCUGCCAGAUCCAUCCGGGCUCGAGAUCCUGGGGCCAGGGUGCUGAUUGUAUCUGAAGAUCCAGAACUUCCCUACAUGCGGCCUCCACUUUCCAAAGAACUCUGGUUUUCAGAGGAUCCAGACGUCACUGAAACUCUGCGGUUUAAGCAGUGGAAUGGCAAAGAGCGGAGUAUUUAUUUCCAGCCACAGUCUUUCUAUGUCUCUCCUCGCGACCUGCCUCACAUAGAGAAUGGUGGAGUGGCCGUCCUCGCUGGAAGGAAGGUGGUCCACAUGGACGUCAGGGGCAAUGUGGUGACGCUCGACAACGGCACGCAGAUCUCCUAUGACAAAUGCUUAAUCGCCACAGGUGGCUCUCCAAGGAAUCUUCCCGUGAUCGAAAGAGGGGGCAAAGAGGUGCAAAAGAAGCUCACUUUGUUCCGGAAGAUUGAAGAUUUCCGCUCAUUGGAGAAAAUGUCCAGAGAAGUCAAGUCGAUCACUAUCAUUGGCGGAGGUUUCCUGGGAAGUGAGUUGGCCUGUGCUUUGGGGCGAAAAGCGCAGUCAAGGGGACUAGAGGUGAUCCAGCUCUUCCCGGAGAACGGCAACAUGGGCAAGGUGCUUCCCGAGUACCUGAGCAACUGGACCACCAACAAAGUCAUGCAAGAGGGGGUGAAUGUGAUGCCCAAUGCUGUGGUGAAGUCCGUGUCUGUUGCUGGCAACCGGCUGCUGAUACAGCUGAAGGACGGAAGGAAAGUGGAGACAGAUCACAUUGUGGCGGCAGUGGGCUUGGAGCCUAAUGUGGAGCUGGCCAAGUCUGCGGGCCUGGAGGUGGACUCUGACUUCGGGGGCUUCCGAGUGAAUGCCGAGCUGCAGGCCCGCUCCAAUAUCUGGGUGGCUGGGGACGCGGCGUGCUUCUAUGACAUCAAGCUAGGCAGGCGGCGUGUGGAGCACCACGAUCAUGCAGUUGUGAGCGGCAGACUGGCAGGAGAAAACAUGACGGGAGCAGCCAAGCCUUACUGGCACCAGUCCAUGUUCUGGAGUGAUCUGGGUCCAGAUGUUGGCUAUGAAGCCAUCGGCCUGGUAGACAGCAGCCUGCCCACAGUGGGGGUCUUUGCUAAAGCAACCGCAAAGGACACCCCAAAAUCAGCAACAGAGCAGUCAGGAACUGGAAUACGCUCCGAGAGUGAAACCGAAACGGAAGCAUCGGAACUCAAGGUUUCGGCCGCCUCACCUUCCAGCUUGCAGGCUCCUGAACAAGGAGAGGACUAUGGGAAAGGAGUCAUUUUCUACCUCAGGGAUAAGGUGGUGGUGGGCAUCGUGCUGUGGAACAUCUUCAACCGGAUGCCAGUCGCUCGAAAGAUCAUCAAGGAUGGGGAAGAGCACACGGACCUCAACGAAGUUGCCAAACUCUUCAACAUCCACGAGGACUGAACGUGCCCAACCCCAACACUGGGGUGCAUUUGGAGACCGGAGGGGACGGGGGUGCGGGGUGCGGGGGUCCUUUGUCCGACAGUUCUCCCCUUCCCCAUACUGUGUGAAUGUCUGGAAUGGCUCUGAGCACUCUUUGCACCAUGAAUUAAACCAGAUUGAUGUCUAACUUA
Varanus komodoensis (Komodo dragon) is the source of this 2069-nucleotide messenger RNA. It is a transcript of the gene AIFM1, whose product is annotated as apoptosis inducing factor mitochondria associated 1. Gene Ontology annotation, biological process: mitochondrial respiratory chain complex assembly; apoptotic process. Gene Ontology annotation, molecular function: NAD(P)H oxidase H2O2-forming activity; FAD binding; protein dimerization activity. The transcript is spliced from 17 exons. The record is from RefSeq and is a predicted model, not a curated record. Gene Ontology annotation, cellular component: mitochondrion; cytoplasm. Lineage: Eukaryota; Metazoa; Chordata; Lepidosauria; Squamata; Varanidae. Bases 70 to 1899 code for a protein of 609 amino acids.